AAAGUACUAACGCUGCACUUGUUUACCAAAAGUGUAUCAAUAAAAAACUAUAUUAACAAAAUUAAUUGUAGGACAAUGGUUAUAAAAGCAUAUACUGAUUUACAAAGCGAAAUUGAAUAUAAUGAAGUUGAAGUUCCUAGACCAAAAAAGAGGCCACAUAAGAAUCAAAACGCAACAAACGCUAAUCAUGGAAAUUCGUGCCAAAAACCUACGUGCACAAAUAACAAUGAAUCCAGUGCAUCAUGUAAUAGCUCAUCAAGUAACAAUCAGCCUUUACAGAGAUUCAAUAAUUCCAUUCUGACAACGGACAUCAAUCAACAUCACCAUCCCGAAGAAACUGCUUCACAUCAUUCUUCUGUUCCCUAUGAAGGACAAAACGACGUCAUUGCUCAACCGUGUACUUCAUCUAACCAAUCUCGUAAUUUGCCAAAAAAGCGAAAGCUGCGCGUUCGCCGUGACCGUCAAGGUUCAAAGAAAAAAUGCGCAAAUUGCGAAAUGAGCGAACGCAGGUUGCGGCAUGCCGAAAAAAAAGACGAAACUAUCAGAAUGAGAAAUGAGUUACUAAGGAAAAAUAUUUUCCUCUUAAAUAUGAGGUCUGAACUGUUGUACAAUAUACUCGUCGCAAUCGAAUUAACGCAGCAGUAAAUUCGAAAACAUGGACUGGACCAUCUUCAUGAAAAGAAAAAUAGCAAUUAUUCAACAUUAUCUAUAAUCAUUUUAUUACUCACCAUUAUCUAUGUUUUUAAACAAUGUUUUUGUUGAAUCUUUAUAAAUAAAGUUAUGUAAGUAUCAAUCGAUAUCAUCAUUCGCAUCAAAUGAAUGCUCGUGUAAUAUACUAAUGUGUUCAAGU
Messenger RNA from Vanessa tameamea, 850 nucleotides. RefSeq lists its product as uncharacterized. The record is from RefSeq and is a predicted model, not a curated record. Lineage: Eukaryota; Metazoa; Arthropoda; Insecta; Lepidoptera; Nymphalidae. The transcript is spliced from 7 exons. The coding region runs from base 76 to 645 and encodes 189 amino acids.